Molecule: messenger RNA, 2939 nt
Organism: Cuscuta campestris
Lineage: Eukaryota; Viridiplantae; Streptophyta; Magnoliopsida; Solanales; Convolvulaceae
Source: the annotation of a GenBank genome assembly
AAGCCCUCGUGGGUUUGAAAACUCGCACACGAGUAUGAUAUUUGCCUAAAAUUAUGAUCCGGGCUCAUCGUGAUCUUGGGCUGUGAUGAUGAUGAAAUUCUGUAUGGUUCAUUAAAAGAUCGGUCCGACCCGACCCGACGAGCCGUAUAUUGGCGGGGCGACCUCCGGGUCUGCAGCCAUGGAGCCGUUAUGUACACGAAAAGCUGUUGGCAUGUGUUAUCUUUGUGCAAAGGCAGUGAUGAUAAAAUAUCUCGGGUUGAAACAGCAAGGAAAAACUGAACCGUAUCUUGGCGAGGCAACCUCUAGGAUUUGCAGCCAUGGCGGUGUCUUAAUCCUUUGCUUCAUUAUAUGUAUUGUUUGUCUGAGCCUGCACUCUAUAUGAACCUCUCUAUCUAUCCAUCCAUCUAUAUGUCUUUCUGAUUGAAAAAUAGGGGUUACCCUCUGAAAAUGGUGAGCUGAAUUUUCUGAAAUUAAAAGCAUUUGGUAAAAUUGAUUUCCAUCCAAGUAAGUCAAAUGGCGAGUUUAUCUUCCUUUGCAUCUUACUUCCUAUGACGUUUUGGGUAGUAAGUGCAUCAAUGCAUCAAGAUUAUGUACAUCUUGACCCCAACAUCGUUGCCUCGUUGGAAUUUUCUGUUUGUGUGCGUAUGGUUUAUGUGUAUCAUUACCGCAGGAGCAUUGGAAAGUCUCUAUGCUCUUACUCUGCUCGUUCCACUGUGUAUACUUUAAUAGCAUUAUGACUAUUGAAACACACUCCAGAAGUCCAUGGGAAAUCCAUUUUUCUCAGCAGACUAUACCCUACCUUUUGUGGGAUUUUACUGGUUUUGUUGAUGUGGAAACAAAAUGUUGUUGAUCCUGUUAAAAUCUAUAGGCUGGGAUGACAUAUAUGUUAAGUUGAAUGAGCAAGGAAGAAUUGAACCGUAUCUUGGUGGGGCAGCCCUAGGGUUAGCAGCAAUGGCGAUGUCUUCAUCCUUACUCGACCAUAUUUUUUUGAUACACCUGGAAGAGGCUGCAGUCGUAUCCGAGUCUUUUGACCUCGUAUCUGGUCAAAGAUACUCCUGGAAGAGUGUUUGUGCUUGAUCUUGGAAACAGCCUCUCUACUUUCAAAGAGGGGCAAGGUCUGUGUACACACCCCAUACCCUGCUUUUGGUGAGAUUUUACUGGGUUGUUGUUUGGUGUGUUUGUGCUAAAUAGCCUUGGAUUGUAAAGAGAACAAGUAUGUAGGAGAGGAUUUCUAGGGUUGUUGACAUUCUCAUCAGGAUGAUCUCUUGAAAUGCUCAACAACCCUUUAUUUUGGAUCGACAGGGAGGGAUACAUGCUUCAACAACCCUUUUCAUAUCUACGGAUAUGAUUCUUGAUUAUCAUCCCAUCCAUAGAACCAUGAUUGUUGUUGUUGCUGGUGCAUAGUCAGUCUAUGAUGAUAAUGAAUUGUUCUAUAGUUCCUUUGGUGUGGAGUGACUCAACCCGUGUCUUGGCGUGGCGGCCUAAGGUCAGCAGCCAUGGCGGUGCGGCAUGUCCUUUACCCUAUUUCAUUGAUCUGAGCCAUGGUUCUGCAGUCAAGCCAAUAAUGUCUAUUUGGACCCUGCUAUGAAAUGUUGAUUAUAACAUCUACGGAUUGGCUGUGAUGAUGGAUAUGUUGAGUUGAUUGGGUAGAGGAAUAAGUAUGCUGUAUCUUGGCAUGGCAACCACUGGUUUGCAGCCAUGACAGCAUCUUUGUCCUUGCUUGAUUGUGAUUGACUUCUGAGCCAUUUGCGUACACGGAAACCUUCCCCGGACCAUACUCUUGUUGGAUUUUACUAGUUUGUUGUUGUUCAAAGUCAUGUGAUUUCUAUUCUAAAAGGUAAAACAAUUUAUAAAAAAAUACUUCUCCUCGGCAAUUGUUUUCCUUUCUCUAGCAAUUUGGUUAUCCAAACAUACCCUAUUUUUCUUCUAAUGGAAUUAUGAGCCAAAUGCGUUGUUUGGUGAGAGUAUGGGAUGAUUUGGGUGUUCUUUUGGUGAUACACUUUCAAUGAUUUCUUUCCAUUUCCGCACAAUCUCACAGCCCUAAAUAUAAAUUUUGCCUAGUAUAAAUUUCUACAAGCAAGACUGUAAUUUCAUGUAGUACAAAUGAAAUGUUGAUUAUAACAUCUAUGGAUUGGCUGUGAUGAUGGAUAUGUUGAGUUGAUUGGGUAAAGGAAUAAGUAUGUUGUAUCUUGGCAUGGCAACCACUGGUUUGCAGCCAUGGCAGCAUCUUUGUCCUUGCUUGAUUGUGAUUGACUUCUGAGCCAUUUGGGGAAAUGGGGAGAUGUUAAGAGAAUGAAAGCAGAGAGAAAGAUUGAACCGUAUCUUGGUGGGGCAGCCCUAGGGUUAGCAGCCAUGGCGAUGUCUUCAUCCUUCCUCGAUCAUAUUCUUUGUCUGAUCUCGCUGUCUAUAUAAACCUAUCUAUCUACAGGUUGUCACUACCUUAACCGGAAAAAGGUUGCGAUGACAUGUAUGUCGGGUUGAAUGAACAAGGAAGAAUUGAACCGUAUCUUGGUGGGGCAUCCCUAGGAUUGCAGCCAUGGUGGUGUUUUAUCCAUACUAUACCGGACCACGGACCUAUCUGAGUCCUUUGACUUCGUAUCUCGUCAACAAUACACCUGGAAGAGUGUUCGUGUUUGCGCUUGGAAACAGCCUCUCUAGUUUCAAAGAGUGGGUAAGAUCUGUGUAGACACCCAUACCCCGCUUCGAUUGGGUUAUGGGCAAAGGAAUAACCAAUGGUUUGCAGCCAUGACAGCAUCUUUGCCCUUGCUUGAUUGUGAUUGACUUCUGAGCCAUUUGGGGAACUGGCGUGCGAGGAAGGCCGACGGAAGAAGGAAGAAGAUGAGGUAAUAGAGGACUUCCUGGAAUGAUUUCUUUUACAUCAUGUUUGGUUUAAAGAACUUGGAAGAAAAAAAGAAGAUGAAUAAUUCUCUUAUUUUUCU